GAAACAUUCAAGUGGACGAGAAAACUUGGCGCAUCUUGCGAUCUUGAACAACUCAGAGCGCCGUCGGCGCCGUUCCCACGACAGUUUGUUUUGGAGUUAUGUUUAGGUGUUCUGUGGCCUAGUUCUUGUAGCUGAUGAACUUAGCACUGCCCGCUUUACUAUGAACACACUUGUCAGCAUUGUAAUUGCGGCCUUCGCUGCGGCUUUUGCGAUUUUUCACACUUAUCCUGCUCCGCCGAAAUCGCCCCUACUUUACCAGUGGGAAAAGGAAGACGGUGGUUCGUACUUCAAGUUCCAAGACUAUGACAUAUUUUUCAAAGAUGUCAAGGGCACUGCAGAAAACAAGGACAUUUUACUCUGUCUCCAUGGCUUUCCAACUUCUAGCUUCGACUAUUACUUGGUCCUGCCAUCACUGCGAAAAAUAUUUGGCAGGAUUGUGCUGUUUGAUUUUCUGGGACUGGGCUACAGCGAUAAGCCGAGGUUUCACACUUACUCCAUCUUUGAACAAGCCAACAUUACUGAAGCCCUUGUCAAGAAGUUGGGCUUGAACAAGGUGCAUGUGCUAGCACAUGAUAUAGGAGAUACAGUGGCUCAGGAACUUCUUGCCAGGCAGCAGGAAGGUGUCCUUACAUUCGAAAUUGCAACUUUGUGUAUGAUGAAUGGUGGCAUUUUGCCCCAGCAUCAUCACCCAAGAUGGUCUCAAAAGAUCUUGAGGAUGCCAGUGAUUGGUGUUGUGGCUUCAAGGUUCAUGAACCACCUGGUCUUCAGGAUGGCGUUGGCUGAUGUGUUUGGUCCCAACACAAAACCGACGGCUACGGACAUUCACAAUUACUGGCAUUUAGCUAGAGUGAAAGACGGCUACCGGGUGUUUGGCUUGCUUCUCUCUUACAUUGAUGAAAGGUUCGAAAAUGAAGAGAGGUGGGUCAGAGCACUGCAGAAGGCCGCCCCCAGAGUCCUUAUGAUAUACGGCCCAGCUGAUCCUGUCAACAAGCCACCAUUUCAGGAUCACUACAGGAAACUGGUUCCCGGCUCUAGAAUUCACAUUCUCCAAGAACACGUUGGUCAUUACGUGCACCUCGAAGCUCCCAAGGAGGUGGUCGCAGGCUACUUACCAUUCCUGGAACACCACGGUGUCAAAACAAAGACCAUAUCCGUGGCGCUCCCCGACAGGUUGUUGUAGGACAACUUCCAUUUUUAUACCACCUGAGUGGCACUUUUGCUGUACUGAUCCUCUUUUAUUCACCUGUUCGUCAGGCUCGGAAUGGUACAAAUUGUUAAUGGUAAUCUCAUAGCAAUGCAUUCUACCAGAACUUACUGUGAUAUUCACCCCUGUGUGCCUUAGACAUACCACUUUGCUUGGUCAUGUCCUCUUGGAUACUCCGAUCAGAACAGAGGUCAAAGAGGAAUCUCAUUGCCCAAGCAAUGACAGUAGCCUUCAACAUUUUUUUCGUAUAUUACUCUUUCAUGCUGAUUUCCAAGUGGCAUUUCAAAAGCCUUCUUUAAAGCAUCCUAACACUUGAAAAGGAGAGCAGUUCUAAGCAAGUAAGCAGACUAUGCACUGAACACGAACAUUUGCGUUCUAACUAAUAUAAUUCAAUAUAAUAGCCCCUCUCCUGCUUAGAUGAACAAAAAAAUCUGCCACUUCAUACAGUAAAGCAUCAGAUGAAGCAUAAUUAUUUAGAAGGUUAAUUGUUUGCAUUUACACUAGUACUUUAUUGCCAAAUUUAAUCUGUAAAGAUGGCAUGUACAAAGUGCUGUUACACAAAAACUGUAGUGAUGUAGCCAGUGUUCACACAAAAAAAAAAUACUUGAAGGACUUUCAAUGAAGACGACCAUAAUUCACUCUGCUACAAAUUUUGAGUAUGAAGGUGCUCAAAAUGUCAGAGGGAAAAGAGCAACCUUUAUACUCGUUUGUUAAGGCAGUCAUGUAGCUUAACCAGCACAGCCUGAGAGAUUUAUUCACUAGUGGCCUUCAUAAAUACUGCCUCAACAAACAUUGUUAAUAUUACUCGGCUCUUACUCUGCAUGCCUUAUUUCCACUAGGUACGAUCAUUUGUUAUCGAGUACAUUUUUAUUACUCAGGACCUUGAUUAUGCAUACCUCUAGAACGGGCACACUGAUGGGACCUCUUUAAUUUUGACUGAUGGAAACGAAGUUUUCAAGACUCACGUGGGCUCAUAUGGAAGAAUUGUGCAGACUCAUUUUCUUGUCGUAAACACUAUAAGCUAAGCUUACCCGCAAGGAUGUCCUGCAUAUGUGCAUUUGUCUUGCUUGUCAGUUAUUUGUCAGGAAGUGCUGUUAAGUAGUCUGGAUUAAAAGAAUGCCAAGCCGUAGUUCAAUUAAGCUGAAGCUGUGAACACGAUACUUUAGGUUCAUUAAAUUUACCUGUCUGUAUUAGUUUUUGUACAAGAAUUGAAAGCCAGAAUAUCAAAUAUGCUUUUGAUAGUCACUGGGUAAUAUUUGUGUUUUAAAUUCACCAAUUUAUUCCGCUGCCUUUGUGCAUUUGUUUUCUAAUUUAAGUUGCAACCCAAGCACUCAUCUUGCACUCUGCACAAUUUUACUUUAGAAAAAAAAAAAAUGAUCGAAGUGCGCUCUUAACUUUUGAUACAAGUAUAAAAUUAGAACCAAAAUGAAGUUGUUUCUUUUAAACAUUCCAUCCACGAGUACGAAUACUAUUUUUGUUGCUGCAAAAUCAGAGUUGCAUGCUUUCUCUGUUGGCUAACAAGUCAUAGGGUAAAGUAAGCGGUUACUUCAUAAUUGGUCCUCUGUGCACUGCAAGAUGUGCCCAAAUAAAGAAGAAUAAGAAGAUUGUUU
This is a messenger RNA of Rhipicephalus microplus (southern cattle tick), 2814 nucleotides long. RefSeq names its product mesoderm-specific transcript protein. Gene Ontology annotation, cellular component: membrane. Gene Ontology annotation, biological process: acylglycerol catabolic process. NCBI's taxonomy places the organism in Eukaryota, Metazoa, Arthropoda, Arachnida, Ixodida, Ixodidae. The record is from RefSeq and is a predicted model, not a curated record. Gene Ontology annotation, molecular function: monoacylglycerol lipase activity.